AUGCCAACAUCCUAUUCCAAUCCGACAUUUGAUGAGGAACCAACUGGAAUUAAAAACAGUAAUGGGCAAAGUCCAAUGGGUUCAAAUAUUUUUAUUGUUAAACCAGAUGAUAAAGAUAAAUGUCGGACACAUCCAGAACCAUAUCGACAUGAUCCAAUUACAAAGCAAAAUACUGGUCGAGUCAUUCUUCGUGGCAUUCGUUUUACAUUUGGUAUGACAUCAACAAAAACAUAUUAUUUUACAACAGUUUUACGUACAGUUUUUACUGAACGAAAGGUUGAAGGUAUUGGUAGUCAACCAGCAUUUGAUGAUAUUGCAAGUUUUGAUGAUUUUUGGAAUGUUAUAAGUGGACCUGUUCUUAAUGGUUUAUUUGAUCAAAAAUGGUAUAAUGGAGAAAAUUUAACAGAAGGUCAAUAUGGUUAUGUUUUAUUUGAAAAUAAAAUUCUUGGUUUACCACGACUUCGACAACUUCGAGUUACCAAUCAUUCAUGUACUGUUCAUCAAAAAUUUCAAACAUCAAUACGUGAAUGCUAUGGACCAUAUAGUACUAGUAAAGAAAAUCGAAGUUCUUAUGUACCAGAAAAUGAUACAUUAACACCGCACGCAUGGUAUUAUCAAACAUCAAGUCAACUUAAAGGUUCAUCCGCAAGUGGAUUAAUAUCUCGAUAUGGUGGUGGAGGUUUUGUACAAGAUUUAACACCAAAUUAUCAUGAUGCUAAAGCUCAAUUAGAUGAUUUAAAUGCAAAUUUAUGGAUUGAUCGUGGUACACGUGUUGUAUUUUUGGAUUUUACAGUAUAUAAUGCAAAUAUUAAUUUAUUUUGUCAAAUUAAAUUAACAAUUGAAUUUCCAGCAUCAGGUGGUGCUGUACCAUCAAAAUCAUUUUCGACAGUGAAAUUAAUUCGUUAUGUUUCAUCAAUGGAUUAUUUUGUAUUAGCAUGUGAAAUAUUAUUUACAAUUUUUACAGUUUAUUAUACAGUGGAAGAAACUCUUGAAAUAAGACAUUUUAAAUUGCAUUAUUUCAAAUCAAUUUGGAAUGUACUUGAUGUAUUAAUCAUAUUAAUUUCAUAUAUUUGUAUUAUAUUUAAUGUCUAUCGUCAAAUCAAAGUUGGACAAAUUCUUGAUGAAUUAUUAAAAAAUCAAAAUAGUUUUGCGGAUUUUGCAUUUCUUACUUAUUGGCAAAUACAAUUUAAUAAUAUUGUCGCAUUUGCUGUUUUUCUUGCAUGGAUUAAAAUUUUCAAAUAUGUAUCAUUCAAUAAAACAAUGACACAAUUAUCGACAACAUUGUCACGUUGUGCAAAAGAUGUACUUGGUUUUAGUGUUAUGUUUAUGAUUGUUUUUUUGGCAUAUGCACAAUUGGGUUAUUUAUUAUUUGGUACAAUGGUUGAUGAUUAUAAAACAUUUGCAAUUUCAAUCUUUACUUUAUUUCGUAUUAUUUUGGGUGAUUUUGAUUUUAAUGCAAUUUUAACUGCUCAUCGUAUUCUUGGUCCAAUAUUCUUUUUAACAUAUGUAUUUUUCGUAUUCUUUGUAUUAUUGAAUAUGUUUUUGGCUAUUAUUAAUGAUACAUAUUCUGAAGUUAAAAGUGAUAUGACAACACAAAAAUCUGAAUUUGAAUUAGGUGAUUAUUUUAAAAAAUCAUAUGAAAGAAUGCUUGAUCGAUUAAAUGUUAAACGAGAUCGUAUUAUUGAUAUACAAAAUGCAUUAAAAAGUGCUGAUGUAAAUAAAGAUGGUGUAAUUGAAUUUGAUGAAUGGCGUCGAAAUUUAAAAGCUCGUGGUUAUACUGAUGUUGAAAUUGAAAAUGUUUUUUCACGUUAUGAUACUGAUGGUGAUCGUGUACUUCGUGAUAAUGAACAACGUCGUUUCAAAGCUGAUUUAGCUGCACAAGAAAAUAAUUUAGAUAUGGAUAUUAAAGAUUUAAAUGAUUCUCAUGUUGUUCAACAAUCAAAUGGUCAAGUAGCAACUGGAAAUAAUGACAAUGAAACUGAUAAUGCAAAUCGUAUAACAUAUGAUGAAUUUGCUAUAUUAGUACGACGUAUUGAUCGUAUGGAAUAUUCAAUUGGAAAUAUUGUUUCAAGAAUUGAUAAUGUUUUAACAAAAUUAGAAUUAUUAGAAAAAGGAAAAAUAAAACGACGUGAAGCAUUAACAAAAAUUCUGAAUAAUAUUUCAGAAGAUGAUAAAAUGAGUAAAGAAAUGAAACAUGAACGUUUAGAAAAAAUGAUUCGUGAUGAACUUGAAGAAACUAAUCUUGAUCGUCAAACACCAACUCAAAAUCUAACUCAAAAAACAAAAGCACCAGGUGCACCUGGAAGUGGACAUUGA
Molecule: messenger RNA, 2316 nt
Organism: Rotaria sp. Silwood2
Lineage: Eukaryota; Metazoa; Rotifera; Eurotatoria; Philodinida; Philodinidae
Source: the annotation of a GenBank genome assembly